AUGCCGGUCGAAUGCAACGGUGUCGGCCAAUUAACAGGUUACUUAAUCUCCAGUUUUUUCGAAAUAUUCUUAUUUGAUUACAGAUGAGGCACGAGAAAAGCCGUCUUCGAGAUCGAACACUCAUGAUUCUCGGACCGAUUCAGAAGCACAACAUGGCGAGCGUGCAGAUCGCAGCCAAUCGGCAAGAGAAGUUGGGAGGACAGGCGGCAAAGUGCAAGAGUAAGUAUUUUCGAAGACCGUUUCAACACACUCCAAUUGCGCUUUUCAGGUGAUCACCGAGAAUCAACGGAAACUCGAGAAUAGCGAGAGAAACGCCGACAUGAACGACGAGCGAUGCGCCAACUGGAACACGGAACGGAACAUCGAUCGGAUCGCCGACUGGAGAAGCAACUGGAGAACCGAACGGAACGCUAACUGA
Messenger RNA from Caenorhabditis sp. 36 PRJEB53466, 418 nucleotides. NCBI's taxonomy places the organism in Eukaryota, Metazoa, Nematoda, Chromadorea, Rhabditida, Rhabditidae. The record is from the annotation of a GenBank genome assembly.